AUGGAUAUUCCUUAUAAAUUAGAUGGGAAGCUAGUAGAUAAUCAUACCAGGUGUUCACAUUACCAUUCAGAAGUUGAUAUUAUAGCCAUAAAAUUCAAAUGUUGUGGAAUUUAUUACCCAUGCUUUGAGUGUCAUGAUGAAUUAACUAACCAUCCAUCACAAAGAUGGUCAAUUGAAGAAAGAAAUACAUUGGCAAUUCUUUGUGGUUCAUGCUAUGGACAAUUAACUGUCAAUGAAUAUCAAAAUUGUCAAUCAAAGUGCAUAUUUUGUGAUUCAAAAUUUAAUCCAAAAUGUUCGCUCCACUCUCAUCUUUAUUUCGAUCAGGGCUGUGCUACAUAA
Molecule: messenger RNA, 339 nt
Organism: [Candida] anglica
Lineage: Eukaryota; Fungi; Ascomycota; Pichiomycetes; Serinales; Debaryomycetaceae
Source: the annotation of a GenBank genome assembly